GGGCUAAAUGUUAGGGGCCAUUGCUGCUCUGCCCUCCCUGUUCCUAUGCCUAUGUAAGGGACUGGGAGUAAUGAUUUGUGUUCACGAAAGUAGCCCAAUGGUCUUGGCCGGUGGCCCUGUUCAGUAAGAUGCAUAAUAAUAGCGGCUAAGUGAAUAUCAAGUAAAACUGAAAUAGCAUAAUGUUUCAAACGGGUAUGCUUGGGGCAACAUAUAUAGUGAUAUUCAACGAACCCCGACUGGACUGGGCUCAGUUUAUAGACUCGACUCGACUGGGCUGGGCUGUGAGUUGGCGGACAGUGACAAACGCUUCUCACUGUCUCAGUGUACACUACCUCGGAUAAAAAGAUCAAUUUUUUUUAGUAGUCAACGCCAAAGCUAGCAGAUGACUGUCCACUAGGUAGCUAUUCGUGAAGUUCCCAUCUUCUUCUUUGUGGGUUAAGGCGCAUAGCCAUCAGGCGUGAAGUUCCCAGAGUAUAUAGAGCUCCAACGUUCCUACGCCUUUGCAUUAAUUUGCAAUAAACAUUCGUCUGUCUUUGAACCUGGCAUGAAAGUUCAAAUAUUCACUCAAAGACACAGUAGUCUUUGAACCCGGCAUGGAAGUUGAAAGAUUCACUCACAGACACAGUAGGAACUUAUAACUCACGCACCUAAAAUUGAAAUGAAUGCAACUGAAAUAAGCAGAUUUUCUGUGAAAAUGUUUGUUACUCACAACCAGACCAGGCGAAUUUACAAUUGGCUCAGAAUGUUUUUGCACUUAUUGGUUUCAGAUGAAUGUGAAGCUAUCAUGUUCUUUGUGUCACCACACUGACACAGACUUGAGAGAGUUUUGCCUGCAUUUGCGACGACAUGGAUCAGACCCUUAUUUUCACGUGGAUUGCCCGAUGUGUCGCAAGAAGUUCACCACUGUUCGGUAUUGGAAAGAUCAUGUUUUGUCUAGAAAGUGUUCUCCGGUUGAAGCUGCUGGUUGUGCUUCAAAUGCUCCAGAGACAUCUUCGUCUCAAAAUCAACAAGAAACUGGUGUCGAGAUUGAUUCUGACUCUGGUGACAAGGUUGAAGACGACCCUGGUGCUCACGAUGUGAGAAAACAACUGUUAGGACUCAUAAUCAAACUCCGCGCCCAAAAUGUGACCGAAAAUAGCUGCCAUGCUGUGCUGGAGUUCAUUGAGGACUUUUCGAAAGAAGUCAUCCAAGAGUGUCUGAGCUUAUGUGGGGAGGCACCAUGCUGCCAUCUUGAAGAAUAUUAUCAUAAACUCAAGACUCUGAAUGAGCUGAGCAAGUUACAGGGUAGCGACCACCUAGAACGCACAGCUGUCAAGGAGUUUGAAACGGUUGAUCCUGUAUCUGUGACAUUGGGCACAGACGAACAUGGGAAAGAUGAAACGCUCCAAUACUUGCCAGUUACACCUCAGCUUAAACAACUCUGCGAGCAAGUGAAUGCUUGCGAAGAUGCAACUGCAUCACCAGAUGGGAUACUUGGUGGCCUUCAGGAUGGAUACGUCCAUAACAAUAAUAACAGCGAAGGUCGUUUGCUUCUUUCAGUCUACUAUGACAGUUUUCAAGUAGGCAACCCCUUGGGCAGCAGAGCAAAGAACCAGAAAGUGGGCGUUGUUUAUUUUUCAGUGAACAGUCUUAAGAACAGCGCACUUCGCAACAAAAUCAUCCUUUCGGUAGUCUUUCGAGAGGCACUGCUGGCAACACAUUCAUGGGCAACACUGCUCGACCCACUCAUCACCGAACUUAAAGAGCUUGAAUCAAGCGGUUUUGUGGCAAACAUUCGUGGUGGCUCGCAUUUUACUGCACACGUUGCAGUGUUGAUCGGUGACAAUCUGGGCGUACACAGUGUGGCGGGCUUUUCACAGUGCUUCAGUGGGGGUGCAAUGAUUUGCCGACACUGUCAUGGAACGGCAGAUGAGAUACGAACAAAGACGAAGCUGGAAGAGUUUGACCUCCGUUCCAAAGAAGAUUAUGACUCCAAAGUGAAGCUUUUGCUUGAAGAAGGUUUCGGUGAAUCACUCUCGAAAGCGUACGGCAUCCGAAGCACGUGUCCGUUCAGCUCAUUGACGGGCUUUCACCCGAUGACGUCGAUACCCCCUGAUGUGAUGCAUGAUCUUCUAGAGGGCGUUGUGCCGUCCACCAUUGCUCUGGUGUGCGGUGGUUUGAGCUCUCGCGGUGAUUUGUCUCUGAACGAUGUGAACAGAGCUAUCAGGUCAUUCCCAUACAGUCAGGUGGACACAAAUCAUCCCGCCCCGUUACGCCGUGAUGGAAAGGGUAUAACUGUGAAGCAGCAGGCGAGUGAGGCUUGGUGUCUUCUGAGGCUUUUGCCAUUGAUUCUCCUGAGUGCAGGUGUUCUCUCAUCGGCUGUGUCUGGGAGCAAGAUGUACUCCCUGCUCGUGCAGUUAAUCAAAAUCAUGCUCCUACUCACUGUCUUCACGGUGUCACUGCAAGACUUGGAUAUCCUGCAAGGGAUGGUGGAAAAGUUUUUGACAGACCUUCUCGCAUGCUUUCCGGAGUUCAAACUGACGCCGAAGCAUCAUUUCCUCUUACACUAUGCCGAUCAAACGAGGAGACAUGGCCCAUUGAGGUAUCUAUGGAGCAUGAGAUACGAAGCCAAACAUCAAACCUUGAAGCGGUCUGUGGCAAACUCGCGCAAUCGUAAAAAUAUAUGCAAGAGCAUCGCAACUCGUUAUCAGCUGAAGAGUGUCGCAGAUGCAAUGGAACUACGCGGUCGUAUGAGCGGCGGGCAAGCUUUCAGGGGAGAGGUUCCGGAAGCGGCUGCUGCAUUGACGAGAGGGGCACAGCUUUUCAAAAAGGCGCUAAUAAACGGCGAGAAGUACUGCGCGGGUGAAGCUCUGCUGCUGCACACUGGUGUCGCUGUGAUUAUCUGCAUUUGCAAACAUCCAAGCAGCGUUGAGUCGGACAAACAAUUCCUGGUGCAGCACCAGGUGGCCAUUUAUGACACAUCCUUGGGAGCUUUUAUCAUUUCUGGAACAGAUCAAUAUGAUGUAUUCGACUGUGCGAGUCUCGUUGAUCCCCAGCCCCUCGGCACGUACUGGAUCAAUGACCACCACUAUGCCGUUCCUCGGAGGCUGAUACCCGGCUACGGGAUGCUGUAGAACGAUAGGACCACGAUCGCCAUGCUGACCUACGUGGUGCAGCAACACGACAUCAACCGACUUGUGACUGUGAAGAAUAAGGGUGAUGUUUUGGCGGCCGCAAAAGAGGCGUUUUCUCUGUCUGGCAGUUAUUGCUUAGAGCUUUACCACAAGGAGUCCGAAUUGUAUGUUCGCAUCGAUAACCCAGUAGACGACCUACCAUGUGGCGGACGGAUUCGCCUUGUCCCCGUCCAAGUCUCCAGCCCACCAGUGUCAUUCAUCCAAAGAUGUCUCAGCACGGCCGACACCAUCCCCGUCCUGACGAUGACAGCUUCUCCUGGCGCCUUGGGAACUCCCUCCUGUUCCAAGGAUUCAGCAGUGAUCGAUGACCUUUUGGUGCCAUGCUCUUCCUCUGUGAGUUCUGCCGUCGGCGAAACGGCACAGGACCCGCUUGCUCUCACCGACGGCGGGACCAGUGACAACGAGUCCAGCAAGGACGCCGGGACCAGUGCGAGCCGGCAGGUGUUCGUCCUGGACACGAAAGCGCUUCCACCAUCCGUCCGCGAGACUAUGGAAAACGGCGGUGACCACAGCAAAGGAGAGCGAAGAGACAUAAUGGCUGCUGUGUAUGAACAGUACACGAAGACGUGUCGCAGCAGGUACCUGAACAACGUAGACGCUAUCGCAGCUGACGUCGCAGAACAAUUCCCUGGGUUCGGGAAAGGACUGCGGCUGUCGGACCGGCUGAAACUUGUGAAGGAGUCACUGAUCAAUAAGUUCAAGAAUAAGAGGAAAGCAUGCGACGACCUCGAGGUUCAGCAGCGCAAGAAGACACCGAAGAAGCUUCCCAACUUCCUCCCAGACAUCUCCCGUGUGGACGGGAUGAAGGUGCACGAGUGCGUACUCGACAUGAAGAAGGGCACUCUCAACGAAAGCCAGGUGCAGGAAGCGAUGAAGAUAACUCUCCCAGACCGGCGUCGGAUGCUGGCCGGUGUCAAACGCGCAAGAAAAAGCAUCGCAGGAGUGAAAGCCAAGUAUCCACUGCUUUUUAACGAAAAUGAGAUAUGGGAAGAGUAUGCGCGACUGAAGUCGGACGCUCGGGGCGGCAAGGCCGUCCAGGCUGAUGCACUACGGGAGCUCAAAAAAGUUCUUCGCAACGUACCCGGCCACGACGCCGAAGGUCUGGUGGCCUCCCUGAAGGAACUGGAAACAGUUUUUGUAGAAGAGGAAGGACAUCAUACAUACCCCGUGAUCGUGCGGCGGGGUGGUAGUGCUGCCCUCUUCGUGGAGGGGGUGCACUGCGCCGCCCUCAGUGGGAGCGAGGAGCUCCAGCUCCUCACGUGGGCGGUAUCGUUUUCCGUGUUCUGCCAGCCGCUCUACUACCUUGGCAUCAAGAACACGGCCACUUUCCUGGCGGUAUACGUAGUACAUUCCGACGUUAAGAAGGAUGUUCCGACGGCGCUCCAGGCCGUGCUCACUAAACUUCUCCCAGCCGGCGAGCUGCAGCACUGAGCGAGAGAGAGAGAGGUCCUGGUUUCCGACUCAUUCGCCGGUUUUUCAUUGACUGCGGUCGAACUGGACGAGGGCGUGGUCCUGUCACGCCCCACUGCCACAUCGCCUGCCCAUUAUUCGCCCUUCAUGGGAGCCACGGACGUUGCUUUGAUGGCGGUGUAUAUGUGACAGGGCCCACUGCCACAUCGCCUGCCCCUUAUUCGCCCUUCAUGGGAGCCUAGACACGGACGUUGCUUUGAUGGUGGUGUAUAUGUGACAGGGGACUUUGUUUAAGUGUUUAAGAGGGUUACGUUUUUGCAGCGCUAAAACUAGAAAAAAAACUGGAUCCCUGAAGUAAGGGAACGAAUGGUACGAGAAGGCGUCAAUGAUUGUGCACUGUGACUGUGCAGUGAAUAGAAAAAUAGAAAGCGCAUGCUUCUGUUAUGUGUUAUAUUUCGUGUUGUAUUUCGGGGAAAUAUAUCCGUACUGACCGGGUAA
Messenger RNA from Amphibalanus amphitrite, 5081 nucleotides. RefSeq lists its product as uncharacterized. Bases 3135 to 4604 code for a protein of 489 amino acids. The transcript has 9 exons. Lineage: Eukaryota; Metazoa; Arthropoda; Thecostraca; Balanomorpha; Balanidae. The record is from RefSeq and is a predicted model, not a curated record.